AUGACCGUUGGCGUAGAAUUGUUAAAUACACCAGAACCACAUUUAAUACCAGGAUAUACCGGUUUUUCUCCUCAAUAUCGUUAUCGAUGCGGAGAAACUUAUGGAAGUCUCACCCAUAAACUUCUUCUCGAUCCUUGCGUGAAUCAUUCGGAAACACUUGUUUUAUCGAAUCGUGCCACCGACGAUUAUCAAGUGAGCAGACCUCCUAAAAAUGACAUAGACAUCGUCAAUUCGCGAUUCAAAAGAACAGAUCCCAUUUAUGUUCAUCCGACUAUUCCAGGCUACGAAGGUUUUGUACCAAAUUUCAAUGCAAAUUGCGGACAAAGAUACACGGUACUCGCUACCGAAGGAUUAGCCGAAUUUGAAAGGCAACAAAUUAAAAAUAAAGAGGCACUUAAUCAACUCGAAACAGUAAUUGCUUUACAAAGCGGAAGAAGUGAACCGCGAAAUUUAAAAGAUCGUUUGCUAAUCGAAAGUCAAUUUAAAUUACCUAUGAUCACCGUUCGUCCCGAUUGCGUCGGAGUUAUGAGAAACUUGCCGGUCGAUGAACAAUACGAAGUUCCACGAGAUCAUGCUCCUUCCCCUUACUUUAUGGAUAAUGCCAACCCUACAAAAUAUUUUAUUAGCGGAUAUGCUGGACAUAUUCCAUAUGGAUAUGCACACUUUGGAGCAACCAAUGUACCUGCUACCAAUAGUGCACUUUGUGAUUUUACUUCAAAUUAUCGACAUCGGCAAAGCACCGAAUGGGCACCUGUAACAAUUUCAAAACCUGAUCCCCCUCUUCUUAUUCAAUCGACUGAAAUUUAUCAUAAACACGUUGGUUUGUUACCUAAUUAUCUUGGUCAUGUUCCCGGGCAGACAUUUAGAUUUGGUAAAACAUUUGGUGCUGAUACCAAAGAUGCAAAGAGAUGGCUCCGCGGCGAUUUUUCAACAUAAAUUUCUAAU
This is a messenger RNA of Polistes canadensis, 945 nucleotides long. RefSeq names its product UPF0605 protein CG18335-like. The transcript has 7 exons. The record is from RefSeq and is a predicted model, not a curated record. The coding region runs from base 1 to 936 and encodes 311 amino acids. NCBI's taxonomy places the organism in Eukaryota, Metazoa, Arthropoda, Insecta, Hymenoptera, Vespidae.